Panicum virgatum (switchgrass) is the source of this 1524-nucleotide messenger RNA. RefSeq lists its product as uncharacterized. The record is from RefSeq and is a predicted model, not a curated record. Bases 994 to 1524 code for a protein of 176 amino acids. NCBI's taxonomy places the organism in Eukaryota, Viridiplantae, Streptophyta, Magnoliopsida, Poales, Poaceae. The transcript has 7 exons.
CAAAGGAUCAAGAAGCUCCUACGUCGUCCUGCUGUACCCCAAGGGCUCACUGAUGACAACGAGCUACCGUUUCAACCUAUUGAACCAAGCAGUCUCACUGGUGAGACGUGGACUAUAAUUUUGCAACGCUAUGGGGCAACAACAGCGGAUACAGAAUUUGUUGAGCUCAUUUGUGAUAGGUCCUAUAUCACAUUGGCCAACUUAGUUUUACUAAAAACAAAGUUGGGGUACAGUAUGCGGGACUUCAUGUACUAUCUGAAGCGAUGUGGCAACGACUCAGCAAGCCUCAUCUUGCUUGAUUAUGACCACCAAACAGAAUCUAUGAUGGCUGCCAAUGAGGUUGAGAGGAAACUCAGACUAUUGAUAUCAACAAAGCAACCAUCCGAAUUAAUGAAGUCUAUAACGCCCAUGAAGCGACCAAGGGGGACAACUACAAAAAGUCGUAUAGAUGUACCUACUGCAGAAGAACCAAUUGAUGCAUACAAGGAAUGGCUUGAAAUCCUGCAACAAGAGCAACCUAAAACGGAGAUGAUUACAGGGACGAAACCAUCGAGGCAUAUAAAGAAUGGUUGAGGCGUAAAGGCUCUCUUAGAGACAUCUGUAAAAUCUACUCUCCUGCUCUCCUAUUUAUAUAUAAAUAUAUUGUAACUACCAUGUGCAAACUAUAAAUUUGACAAACUGACCAUUCCAUUAUAUGUAGAUGCAUAUGCACAAGAUGAUGAUGCCAAUGACAAAGUUCGAGUUGCUGCUGAUGAACACCGUACACAUAGCCCGUCACCAAAAAAAAGAAUGGCCAUCUCAUGCAAGGCGUAGAUCAAGAAAAGGGACAGGUGCAAAUGAAGGUUGUAAAAAAAAGGGCGUGGUACCCUCAAGGGUUUAUCAGCAGCCAUAAAGAGAAUAAAGAGUGGCUCCCAGAAACUAAAAAUUGAUUUUUCAUCAAGCCUGGGAGGCCCCAUAGGGCCUAACUAUCGUGCAUUUGUGAAUGAAGUAGUGAUGUUUACGAGAAAAAGGGCUCCGCUUAUUGGAGUGAAAGUUUGGAAAGACAUAGAUGAAAAUGUGAAAAAUUCUAUAGCACUCGAUGUAAUGAAUCGGUGGGAGGUUGAAAACACUGAGGAUGGUAAAGAAAAAAUAUGGGCUGUGGCCAAGGAGCGGUACAAAGGAUGGCGCUCAAUUUUCAGUGCGACUUACAAGGCAUACGGCAGUUAUGAUGAAAGAAUGAAGAACAAGCCUGACAACUUGGACCUUGUUGAGUGGCAUUAUUUGAUCCUGUAUUUUGGAAGUGAAGCUUUCCAGAAGAUAAGCAACAGGAACACUAACAACCGUGAGCAAAAAAGGACCAAUCAUUGCACGGGAUCCAAACCAUUCUCCAAACUUAGCGAUGAGCAGAGAGAUCCCGGAACAGGUGAAGAACCAACUGAUGUUGACCUUUGGAGGAUUACACACGUGAGGAAUGGAGUAUGGUCCGAUGAAGCUUCUCAGGCUGUCUAUGUUAGUAAUGCAGUUAGUUCAGUUCUCACAUCAUGA